UUGUAUUGAUGUCAAAGAAGAAACAGUUUUCUGUUAAUGGGAGUUGAAGGCAUGAAAUUCCUAUCAAUUAUCAUAUUAGAUAAAGUUCCUUGUUUUUGCUGGCUGGCCCCUCUUUAUGUGGCACCCAUAAUAAGAAGUGUUUAAAAAUAAAAUAGAAGAAUAUCUUGCUAUGGCCCACCUUGCAUAGGGAGUCGCCCAAAUUUGGGUGAAUUAAAUGUUAAAAAUAAAUAAAUUUGAAAUAAUGUAUGGGCUGACCCAAAAUUGGCAUGAAAGGUGCAUAUACAUCAAAGGUUUGCCCCUUUGCAAUAAGACAUGUCAUUGCAAUCUGGUCGCCCUCUUUUGAGAUCUAUACGUUGAAGCAUUUUUAGAUCUAAUUCAUGUUGGUAGCAGAAUUAAGCAGAUGGUCUUGCCAUAGUCUUGCCUUUAAAUCUGCUACCAUCACGAAUUAGAUCUGCUACCAUGGCAAAUUUAUGAGCAGAAAUAAAAGGUUAAUUAAGCAGAUUUAUAAAAAGUUUUUAAUGCAAUAUCUUUCAUUCAUUAGCAGACUUGUAAGCAGAUCUGAAGUUAUUAAAAUCAGAUUUUAAGGAAGUGUUUAUGUAGAUCUUAAGAAGGUCAUGAGAAGAUCUUAAGAAGUUAUAUGAGCACAUCUAAAAGGUGAUUUAUAGCAGACCUAUAUGCUGAAUUAAGAGCAGAUCUGCAAGGGAAGAUUUAUAGCAGAUUCAAGGCAGUCUUAAGGUAGUUUUGGGGAGAUUUGUUUUAAGAAUAUUCUGCUGGAAGAGGCAGGUGCCUUUCAAAUUGAAAAGAUUGUUGUCUCCAGUGGGUUGGUGCCUAUGAGUCAUCAAGUGGGGAUUGGUAUUCCUAUGGGUUGGUGCCUACAAAUUUUUUAAGAAGGUUUCACACAAGUAAUAUUUUGCCAUGGUUUUCUCCUGUAAGGGUUUCCAUGUAAAAUCCUGUGUCUCUUAUGUGUGUGAAUUUUUAUGUCAUGCGAUCCUAUGUUAUUGCUAUUAUGCAGUUGAUAUGCUUAUGGUAUUAAGUUUGAAAAAGUAAAAAUAGACUUAUACUUGUUCACACCCCUAGUAUAAGCGUGUAUGUUUCUUCAAUUGGUAUCAGAGCCGGUUCCUUCGAAAAUAGCCUAACUGCUUAAAUGAAGAUCUCAAGAACACACAUGGCAUGCCAAGAAGGUUCCUCUCUAAAUUGUGCUCUAUUGUUCGAUGAAACUAACUAUGCCUUUUGGAGCGUAAGGAUGCACACAUAUUUAAUGUCUCUUGGAUUGAUAUAUGGCAAUUGGUUGUCGAUGGCUAUGUGACACCAUCUCCUCCAUCGAUGGAUCAAGUCGAAAAUAGGCAAGUGAAAAUAAUGCUAAAGCAAUGAAUGCAAUUCUAGUUGGCCCAUUUGAAUCAGAAUUUGUCAAAGUUAUGCAAUGCACAUUGCUAAAAGAAAUGUGGGACAAGCUUCAAAAAACCUAUGAAAGAGAUGACAAAGUAAAGAAGACCAAUCUCCAAACCCAUACGAGACAAUUUGAGGAUUUGAAGAUGAAGGAUGAAGAAAAUAUUGCAGCCUAUCUCCUUCACGUGGAUGAAAUUGUCAACAUUAUAUGUGGUCUUGGAGAGAAGAUUGAGGAUGAAAUAAUUGUGCAAAAGGUAUUAAGAUCUCUUCCCAUGAGAUUUGAUGCAAAAGUUUUCACCCUCAAAGAAAUGAAGGAUCGAGACAUCUUGAAGAUGGACGAAUUGAAUGGAAUUAUCACGAAAUACAAUAUGAGGACUGAGAAGAAGACAUCAAAGUGAGAAGCCACUUUCAAAGCAUCUAAGUAGAUGAAGAAUAGAGAACUCAAAUCAAGUGAAACUUCAAGUGAUGGAGAAGAAGCUCACUUUUUGAGGAAGCUUAAGAAAAUAUCCAACAAGCACAAAGGUAAGUAUACUCAAAAUGCUUCAAUUGUGUUAGUAUAGGUCAUUUUUCUACUAAGUAUCCACAAGUUGAGAGUGAAAGUAGUGAGGAGGAAGAAGAUUAUAGAAAAAGAAAAGGAAGGAAACAUCAACAUAACAAGAAAAAGUACACAUGAGGGAAGCAUGAAAAGAAGAAGCUUUGAAAGCAUAAGAUGACCCUUUACAUCCAAGACGAUAAUAGCUCAUUUGAAGAAAGUGAUGGUAGCUUCUCUUAUAGUGGUAGAGAAGAGAUUCUAUUCAUGGCAAUAGAAACAAGAGAUGAUGCCUCAGAAUGUGAAGACAAAGAAAAAGAAGAGGAAUUAAAAGGAGAAGAGGAUGCCAUAGAAGAUUUGGAGGAAGAACUCAUUUGUGCCUUGGACGAAAUCAAAAAAUUUAAAAAGAAGAAUUCAAAGCUAAAACUAAAAAUUCAAGAGGAUGAUGAAUUUAAGGCAAAUCUAUCUCAAGAUCUUGAAGAAUCAGAAAGGAUGAUCAUGGAUCUGAAAAUUCAAAUUGAGGCCCCCUACUUCUCCAUCUUAUAGCGAUUUUCCUGAUAUCGUGGUAGAGAGCCACCCAUUCUUGGACCCAAUUAGUGAAGAACCUGUUAUUGUGAAGAGAAGCAAGGGACCAUUAGAGAGAGCAUUUAAGAAUGAUGCUAGAGAGAUUGCAGAUCAAUCCGUUGGAAGAUGUCUAUAUGCAAACGGUUUGUCAUUUAAUGUGGUACGAUCACCAUAUUGGCAGGAUAUGUUGAAAAAGGUAAAUGAGGCUCCACAAGGGUACACAGGGCCAGGUUAUGAGAAGGUGCGUAGCACCUUACUAGCAAAGGAGGUAAAAAACAUAGACAAUGCAUUGGCUCCCAUUAGAAAUUCAUGGAAACAAACAGGGGUGUCCAUCAUUUCAGAUGGAUGGAAGGAUACCAAAAAUCGGCCAUUAAUUAAUGUAAUUGCAGUGUGCCCUAAAGGGGCAAUGUUUCUGAAAGCUGUGGAUUGUGAGGGACAGAUGAAGGAUGCACAAUUUAUUGCUAACAUCCUUAUACAAUGCAUUCAGGAUGUGGGACCUCAAAAUGUUGUCCAAGUAAUAACGGACAAUGCAAAGAAUUGUAGAGCUGCAGGUAUGUUGAUUGAGACACGGUUUGAACACAUAUUUUGGACACCUUGUGCUGUCCACUCUCUCAACCUCAUGCUACAAAAGAUAGGCAGGAAAAUAGAUUGGAUCAAACAAAUUUAUGUUGAGGCUGAAGAGAUCCAAAUGUUCAUCACAAACCAUAACAUGUCACAGGCCAUUUUCAGAUCAUUUUCACAGUUGGAGUUGCUAAAGGUUGCCGAGACCCGAUUUGCAUCCAACACAAUCGUCUUGAGGCGACUUGUGAAGGUGCGACAGCCACUUGCUAGCAUGGUAAUUAGUCAAAGUUGGUCCCUAUGGAGGCAAUCCAAUACUGAAAGGGCAGCAAAUGUAAAGCGCAUGAUCCUAGAUGACACUUGGUGGGAUCGAGUGGAAUAUCUUUUGAGUUUCACUGAGCCCAUCAUGAGUAUGAUCCGUUAUACUGACAUGGAUCACCCAUGUUUGGGAGAGGUAUAUGAUGGCAUUGACUCGAUGAUUGAGAAAAUGAAAGCCAUCAUCAAUGCAAAAGAGCAAGAUCCCGAAGAAACUUUCUUCAAAGAGGUUCAAUCAAUUUGUGUUGAGCGGUGGAACAAAAUGACCACCCCACUACAUCUUCUUGCAUUUGCAUUGACUCCCAAAUUUUAUAGUGAUGAAAUGCUUGCUAAGCCAUCAAGGGUACCACCAUAUAGAGAUUCAGAAGUCAGUGAAGGGUGUAGGACAGCACUUACUAAACUCUUCCCAGAUUCUGAAAUGGAGGAUUUAAUGACAAGUGAGUUUGCUGAUUUUGUAGCCUCCAAUGGUCAAAGUGUUUCCGCUCUCCGUGACAAGUAUAAAAAGGAUUCUCAUGCUUGGUGGUACCUCAAUGGCCAUACAUCACCAAACCUUCAAACUCUUGCAAUCAAAGUUUUAUCGCAAGUUGCUAGUUCCUCUUCAUCUGAGCGAAAUUGGAGCACAUACUCCUUUAUCCACUCAGUGAAACGCAACCGACUGGCAGCAAGUAAGGCAGAAGAGCUCGUUUAUGUGCAUUCAAACUUGCGCCUUCUUACUCAUAAACAAAAUGAGUAUAAGGAUGGGAGCACAAAGUUUUGGGAUGUAGAUCCAGAGCGAACUGAUUUGGAUUUUUCAGCUGCCACACAAUCUUUACUUUCUGGGGAGUCUGAUAGCCAAUGUGCUGCUAGUGCAAGUGGCAGUGAGGCUGCAUGUGGUUCCAGUACUCUACCUACAUCAUCUAAUGUCAAUGAUGAUGUUGAUCUUGAUCUUCCUAGUGACCCAUAUGAUGCUAUUGCUGAUUAUUAGUUGUGUCAUUUUAUUGUUGAACGGUUGAGCCAGUGAACAAUGAAUUCGAUAUCUAUCAUAACAUUCAAAGUUUGUAAUUUUGUUAUAGACUUAUAGUUAUAUCAAUAUGAAUCAUAUAUGAUAGUUCCAA
Cryptomeria japonica (Japanese cedar) is the source of this 4446-nucleotide messenger RNA. RefSeq lists its product as uncharacterized. Lineage: Eukaryota; Viridiplantae; Streptophyta; Pinopsida; Cupressales; Cupressaceae. Gene Ontology annotation, molecular function: protein dimerization activity. The transcript is spliced from 3 exons. The coding region runs from base 2664 to 4316 and encodes 550 amino acids. The record is from RefSeq and is a predicted model, not a curated record.